GAAAAUAUUCAAUACAAAGAGCAUAGAACACUAUUUUAAUCAAAUAAUCAAAAUACAAGAUGGUUUCAAGGAUUUAAUUGUAAACUACGAUUUUUUUCCAUUAAGAUAAGGAAUAACAUUUGUUCGCAAUAUUAAAAAAAUGCCGACACCUCCGCAGAUUUCACCUCUAGAGGAUCAGGAGCGUCAUCUUCAAGAGGCUCUAGGUGUGGUGAAAUCUCAAGCGUUUCAUAUGAAAAGAGCUCUAGAUAAGAACAAAUUAAUGGAUGCACUUAAAAAUGCAAGUGCGAUGUUAGCAGAGCUAAGAACGUCCUUAUUAUCUCCAAAAGCAUAUUAUGAGUUAUAUAUGGCAGUCACAGAUGAACUAAGGCAUUUAGAGGUGUACUUACUGGAGGAAUUUCAAAAGGGAAGAAAAGUGACGGAUCUUUAUGAAUUGGUACAAUACGCAGGAAAUAUUGUUCCUAGAUUAUAUUUACUGAUAACAGUUGGCCUUGUAUAUAUCAAAACCAAUACCUCCCUUCGCAGGGAUCUCCUAAAAGAUUUAGUGGAAAUGUGCAGAGGUGUCCAACAUCCUCUUCGUGGAUUAUUCCUUCGAAAUUAUCUUCUGCAGUGUACUAGGAAUGUCUUGCCCGACUGUGAAGAGGAGGAAGAUUUAUCAGAAGGAACCAUAAAAGAUUCAAUAGAUUUUGUGUUGAUGAAUUUUGCAGAAAUGAACAAACUUUGGGUGCGUAUGCAACACCAAGGUCAUUCAAGAGAGAGGCAACAUCGGGAGAAAGAGAGAGAAGAACUUAGAAUAUUGGUUGGAACGAAUCUUGUGAGGCUGAGUCAGUUGGAGUUUGUUACCCUCGAAAAGUAUCAGAAAUUAGUGCUACCUGGGAUUUUAGAACAGGUGGUUAGUUGUCGUGAUGCGAUAGCGCAGGAGUAUCUCAUGGAAUGCAUUAUUCAAGUAUUUCCCGACGAAUUUCACAUUCAGACAUUGACUCCUUUCUUAAAAUCUUGCGCAGAGCUAGAAGCUGGAGUUAAUGUUAAAAAUAUCGUCAUAAGUCUGAUGGAGCGCUUGGCUUCAUUUAGUCAGAGGGCUGAAGCUAUCGGGACAGAAGGUCUACCCAAGAAGCCAUUUUACGACCCAAAUACCAUUUUUAAUCCAGUUCUUUCCGCAGGUACAGCCUCGGUGUUGAAAGACGUUAAAUUGUUCGAAGUUUUCUCAGAUCAGGUAGCUUCGAUCAUCGCGAACAGGCAGUAUUUGCCACCUGAAGAUAUGGUUUCUCUGCAGGUGGCCCUGGUGAAUCUGGCCCUUAAAUGUUACCCAGAUAGAGUGGAUUAUAUAGAUACGGUCAUGCUGAACAGUGUGGAGAUAUUCCAGAGACUGGGUGUGGAGCACAUAGAAUCCCACAGUCAGGUGGCUAGGGAACUGCAGAAGUUACUAAAAAUACCGCUGGAUCACUACAAGGACCUUCUGGUGAUAUUGAAACUGAAACACUACGCAGCCCUCAUCCAACACUUGGACUUCGCCGGGCGCAAAUCGCUCAGCAUCUACAUUCUGAAUAAUGCCCUGGACCACGAGAUAAUCAUUCCAUCUGCCGAAGAGGUGGAACAGGCUCUGACUCUCUUGAACACCCUAGUUUCGGACAAGAACGACCAGGCGGCCGCCAACUUCGACCCCGAGGAAUUGGCGGAGGAGCAAUGCCUCUUGGCCAGGUUCAUCCAUCAUUUCAAGGCUGACACUCCGGACGAUCAGUACUUGAUCAUGACUACUUCCAGAAAGAUCCUGGCCUCAAGCGGGGCUUUAAAAAUAAAGUACACCCUGCCCCCGUUGGUUUUCCAAGCCUAUCAACUAGCAUUCCGUUACAAGAACUCGGACGACGAAAGGUGGGACAAGAAAUGUCAGAAGAUCUUCCAGUUCUGCCACCAGACGAUAAUGGCGUUGGUGAAGGCGGAACUGGCCGAGCUCCCUCUCAGGCUUUUCCUGCAGGGGGCGCUCGCGAUAGAUCAGAUCAAGUUCGACAAUCACGAGACCGUCGCCUACGAGUUCAUGUCUCAGGCGUUUUCGCUCUACGAAGACGAGAUAUCCGAUUCUAAAGCCCAGUUGGCCGCGAUCACCUUGAUAGUAGGCACACUCGAGCAGAUAAGUUGCUUCUCGGAGGAGAAUUCAGAACCCCUGAGGACCCAGUGCGCGUUGGCCGCUAGCAAGCUGCUGAAGAAACCUGAUCAGUGCAGGGGCGUGGCCACGUGUUCUCACCUGUUCUGGAGCGGCAAGGAUCAGGCUACCAACGGACAAGAGACUCAUGACGGCAAGAGGGUCAUCGACUGUUUGAAGAAGGGGCUUAGGAUAGCCAAACAGUGUAUGGACGUUAGCGUACAGGUACAACUAUUUGUGGAGCUCCUGAACCACUACAUUUACUUUUUCGAGAAAGGAAACGAUCAAGUUAAUGUUGUCAUUUUGAAUCAAGUAAUCUCCAAGAUAAAAGAAGAAUUGCCAAAUUUAGAGACUUCGGAUGAAACUGAACAAAUAACCAAGCAUUUCAACAAUACAUUGGAUCAUUUAAGGGUUAAAUUGGAAACACCUGAAGUCGAUGGAGUGUCCUACGAAGGAUUAGAACUAUAAACAUGUUAACUAUAUGAUGUUAAAUUUUAUCUUUUAAGCGCUGAACGAAAUUUUAUCGAAUAUCAUCUGGAAAAUUAUUCAACUGAUUUAUUUUAAUAGUUUAAUUAUUUACAUCUUACAUGUUAUUUUUCAAUUUAUUUACAAAAUAUAUGUAUAGAACUCAAAUAUAUUGCUCAUAAGGA
Messenger RNA from Harmonia axyridis, 2784 nucleotides. It is a transcript of the gene Vps35, whose product is annotated as vacuolar protein sorting-associated protein 35. Gene Ontology annotation, cellular component: retromer complex; late endosome; retromer, cargo-selective complex. Gene Ontology annotation, biological process: intracellular protein transport; retrograde transport, endosome to Golgi. Lineage: Eukaryota; Metazoa; Arthropoda; Insecta; Coleoptera; Coccinellidae. The record is from RefSeq and is a predicted model, not a curated record. The transcript has 9 exons. Bases 140 to 2602 code for a protein of 820 amino acids.